CGCCUGAGCUGCCCGCCCACCCAUAACUCAAACGAGUUGUAUGCUUCGUGCGCGUAGAACUUCAACUAGCGAGACUGAAAUACUAAGAGCGCCAGCAACAGCUAGCACAUCGGAUGGUGACAGACGCCACGCCAUGUACAAGAGAAAGAGACCCUAGAGAGAGAGAGAGAGCGCGCGUGAGAGAUAGACACGCAACCCAAAAAGAGAGAAUAAGUAAAUCCUAAGCAAACAACAAACGUCAGCGCUGAACAUCGAAAAUGGUGUUAAAUCUGCUUUUCAUCACGACUGUCAUUAAGUCGACAUUCGGUGUAGUUACCACUGGGCUGUGGCUAAUACCAUUGCUCUUGGCGGCAAUCACCUACUAUCGGUACGAUGCAGUGGAUCCGGAAUCACGGCCACUCGACCAGCUCAAUUUGUGGCCCGAGUACGAUUUCAUAGUCGUGGGCAGCGGCUCGGCAGGUGCGGUGGUGGCCAAUCGCUUGAGCGAGGUGCGUAAAUGGAAGGUGCUGCUCAUUGAGGCGGGGCCGGAUGAAAACGAGAUAUCGGAUGUGCCCUCGCUGGCCGCCUAUUUGCAGCUCAGCAAACUGGACUGGGCAUACAAGACGGAGCCCUCGACAAAGGCUUGCCUGGGCAUGCAGAACAAUCGCUGCAACUGGCCACGUGGACGCGUCUUGGGUGGCUCCUCCGUGCUGAACUAUAUGCUGUAUGUGCGCGGCAAUCGACACGACUACGACCAUUGGGCCGCACUUGGCAAUCCCGGCUGGGACUAUGAGCAGGUGCUACACUACUUUAAGAAAUCCGAGGACAAUCGCAAUCCCUAUCUGUCGAAGAGCGGCUAUCAUGGUCGUGGCGGGCUGUUAACUGUGCAGGAAUCGCCCUGGCAUACGCCACUGGUCGCUGCCUUCGUAGAGGCGGGCACACAGUUGGGCUACGACAAUCGGGACAUUAACGGGGCGCAGCAGGCGGGCUUUAUGAUUGCACAGGGCACCAUACGACGUGGCUCGCGCUGCUCCACAGCGAAGGCUUUCCUUCGCCCCAUACGGCAACGUCCCAACUUUCAUUUGUCCAUGAACUCCCAUGUGACCCGCGUCAUUAUCGAGCCGGGCACCAUGCGCGCCCAGGCCGUUGAGUUUGUGAAGCACGGCAAGGUGUAUCGCAUUGCGGCACGCCGGGAGGUCAUACUCUCAGCGGGUGCCAUCAACACGCCGCAGCUGAUGAUGCUCUCAGGUCUGGGACCGAGCAAGCAUCUGCAGCAGCAUGGCAUACGUGUGCUGCAAGACCUGCCCGUGGGCGAGAAUAUGCAAGAUCAUGUGGGCAUGGGCGGCCUCACAUUUCUCGUGGACAAGCCAGUGGCCAUUGUGCAGGAUCGCUUCAAUCCAACAGCUGUUACCUUUCAGUACGUGCUGCGCGAACGAGGACCCAUGACCACACUGGGCGGCGUCGAAGGUUUGGCCUUUGUGCACACUCCCUACUCCAAUCGCAGCAUCGAUUGGCCAGACAUACAAUUCCACAUGGCACCCGCCUCCAUUAACUCCGACAAUGGGGCACGAGUCAAGAAGGUAAUGGGCCUGAAGGAGUCCAUAUAUCAAGAGGUCUAUCAUCCCAUUGCAAACAAGGACAGUUGGACCAUAAUGCCGUUGCUGCUGCGGCCACGCUCGAGGGGCACAGUCCGUCUGCGGUCUGCAAAUCCCUUUCACUAUCCACUCAUCGAUGCCAAUUACUUCAAUGACCCGCUGGACGCCAAGACCCUGGUGGAGGGUGCCAAGAUAGCGCUGCGCGUCGCUGAGGCGGAGGUGUUCAAGCAAUUCGGCAGCCGACUCUGGCGCAAGCCUUUGCCCAACUGCAAACAGCACAAGUUUCUAUCGGAUGCCUACUUGGAGUGCCAGGUGCGCACUAUAUCCAUGACCAUCUAUCAUCCCUGUGGCACAGCCAAAAUGGGCCCCAGCUGGGACCCAGAGGCGGUCGUCGAUCCGCGCCUGCGCGUCUACGGAGUGCGCGGCCUGCGAGUCAUCGACGCGAGCAUUAUGCCCACAAUCAGCAGUGGCAACACGAAUGCCCCCGUCAUUAUGAUAGCCGAAAAGGGCGCCGAUCUCAUCAAGGAGGAUUGGCUCCACAAUCCCGAGUAUAAGGUCAAGCGACAGGACAGCCAGGGCUACACGCGCCAUGGCAAAUCGGACAAUCGGCUUAUCGAUUGUCCGUGCGAUGACAACCGUGACGCAGCACUUUCGGUUCACUAA
Molecule: messenger RNA, 2237 nt
Organism: Drosophila hydei
Lineage: Eukaryota; Metazoa; Arthropoda; Insecta; Diptera; Drosophilidae
Product: glucose dehydrogenase [FAD, quinone]
Exons: 3
Coding region: 258-2237 (659 amino acids)
Molecular function (GO): flavin adenine dinucleotide binding; oxidoreductase activity, acting on CH-OH group of donors
Source: RefSeq, a predicted model, not a curated record